AUGUGUUUGUGCAAAGCAGAUGGUUGGCAGCCUGUCAUAUUUGAUGGGAAACAGCCCAUCUCAUCCGGUAUCAUGGCUGCUGCAGAUGCAGCCUGCUUGCUUCUGGAGUCGCAUUUAGCUGUGACCUCCCAACAGAGUGAGAACCUCAAGCUAAAGCCGCUCUUGGCACGCGUGCCCAGCCAGACAGACAGCUGGUCCUGCGGACACAGGGCUGCUUUGACGGUGAAGUAUUUGCUACACCGCAUCUUCGUUGACAAAGCCAGAGACUGCUGCUUGAGCAAGCUCGAAGUCCCCAAACAUAUUGUCAGUGAUGAGGCAGUUGAAAGUUUGUGCUCAGGCAGCAUUCCGAGAUCCCUGAUUGAGGUGAAGAAGCAGGCGCCAGCAACUUCCAGCACGAAGAAGAGGCCGACACCCCAGAGUAGCGCUGAGGAUUCCAGACCGAGAAAGGUAGCAGCAAAGGCAGUUCAACAGGCCCUGGCAGCACCAGCAACUGCUGGUUCAGAUGCGUUUUCUGCUUCAAAGGUGGCAGAAAAGGUUCCUUUGCCAACAAUACAUGAACCUCCUGAAGCUGAAGCGGAAGGGCAAGAGCAAGACGACAGCAUUGUCUUCAGUGCCCAACAACUCAUCGAUGAGCGAAAGCAGAAAGACGCUUUCAAGAAAAAGGAGAAGCGAGUCAAGUGCUACCUGAAGAAGAUGUGGCUUCGUUUCAACGAAGAUUUCCAAAAAGUCCACAAGGGAGGUGACUUUGCAGGGAACUCCAAACACUGGAAAGACUUCUUGACUGGUGUGAUGGGACUGACUGAUAUUGAGUGCCCCCAAUGUGAGAAACUAAUUGCGACCUUUCACAUAGACGGUACAGACGUCGCUCCAACGCCGGACAAGAAGAAGAAAGUGAAGAGUGACAAGGUCCCUGCUUCGCACGCUGCUGAAAGCACUGAGUUGAGCCUCGUGCCUUACGACACUCCUCCCAAAAAGCGGGCAUCCGCAGGCCGUCCACCCACAGGAUCGCUGCCGCCAUUCAACCUGAUGGAUUACCUGCAGGAGAAGAGGAUUUUGGAUGGAAUCAUGGUUUGGGUGGAGAGGAUUUGCUUCAUAGAUUUGGUUCACCAGACACUCCAAGAUGACCUGGAAGCGCAGAGGGAAACGGCUGCUUGGAUGGUCAAGCGUUUCCCGCACUUGGAGAAUCGACAGCUACACAAGAUCACCUAUGUUGACGCUGUUGCCGUCGCCAAGGGCUUCUUCGCAAACAUUCCCCGCAAGCUCAUGAGGGAAAGUUUGCUGCGAUAUCUCAGCCGCACUCUUAACUACCUCAGUGCAGGUGUUGUGAUGGGCAUUGUCGGUAUCGAUUCCAUAGGAUUGCCCAACUUCUUUUGUGCCGUGGACAAGCAACUGGUCGACGCUUGCGGCGCAGCUAUCGCUUGUCUCGGGCCCGAGAUAGAGGGCACUUCCAACUACAUGAUUGUCCGAGAUGAAACCGCAUUCAGCAAAACAAUGUCUCUUGUAUACGGCCUGGAUGCGCAAAACCCUGGCCAAGCGAUGGUUGUGGGUGGUACAUGGCCAGACUUUGCUAAAGUCCUUCCUGAUGAAGAUGCCAUAUUGACGCCGGAGGUAUUGGCAACCGUCACAUGCUGCACUGCUGUGAAGCGGUUGGACAAGCGCACUGACCUGUUCUUGGUGCAGAUGCUUCCACGAAACCAGAAGAUUGAUGCUGCGUGUGAACUGCGCUCUUUGGGCGAAGUAGUUGAAUCUUGUAUUGAGAGCAAUCACGGAGUUCCUCCGCUGGCGAUGGCCACGGACAAUCACAAGAGCUUUGUGAAGAUCAAUUGUGCCUUAAUGGGUGUCCUCCCAGCAACAGAAUCCUCGGAUAUCUACCUUUGUGGCAAAGACCAGCAAUCAGACAAAGAGGCUUCAGGACUGUUCAACCCCAAGUAUUUGGUGACGCCGUGCCACCUUGACUUGGGGACAAACCUCUAUAUGUUUUGGCAGGCGCUUACCCACGGGUCUUGGGUUGCGUCCAGAGCCUUUUCCAUUGAGGAAAUGACAAUGAACUCUUUGUGUGGCUACUACAUGACACUUCUUUUGGUGAAGCAAGCGCACGAUCUGGGUGGCCACGAAUGGCAGAAUCACCUGGUUGCAAAGGAGACGACGUUGAACGUACUCAGCAUGCAAGUACAUAUGGUGCUACGGAUGCACUCGUUCCCGCAAAGUGAUGCAGUGAUGGAGCCAUGCCUGACAAUGGAAGAUUCAAUUGAGCACUUCUUUGGCAGGGUAAAGACGUGCAAGCGCGAGACUGGGUCAACCACCGUAGCCACAGCUUUGCAAGCGGCGUCCCUCCUGCAUCUCCGGCAGAAGCGAAAGCCAGCACAGGCAGCCGACAUUAUCAAAAAUGAGCUCUUAUCCUGGUGGCGGGAGACUGGGCAGAAGCUGAUCUUGGGCACUUUGGCAGAGGAGAACGGUGAAGAGAGCAGCGACGAGGAAGCCAUUGAUGAUAGCAAGGAAAGCUUGAGUGAAGAAUCAAAAGCAGUGGUUGACAGCCUGGAAGCCACAGAGAAGGGCAUCUUGAUUCAGGAGGAGCUGAGCAUGUUGUGCGAAGAUCCCUCAUUUGUGGGCUGUGACGAGAACUCUGAGAUGAAGGAUGACGAUGAAGACCCUGAAUCAGAGGAGGAGGAGGUAGCACAGAAGGAGAAAAAUACGUUGAACCCUGAUUCGAUCCGUUCAUUAGGACAUGUGCUGGAAGCAGCUCACCUCUCGCAGUUUCAGCCUUCAUCAAAGGAUCACGAGAGCAAGAUGCUUGGGCGCAUCAGGAAGUUGACGCCCUUUUGCCAGAACUUCGUGGCACGAGUCCGAGUUCAUGAGGGAGUUCUCUCGCGUGCUAGUAUCCUGGGACCCAAGCGUAAAGACAACAAGCACAACCUUUAUGAACAUGAGCUAGCCAAGAUGAGGGCUGCGUGGCAAUGUUCCGCCGCAAGGCAGAGCCGCUUCAACCUGUGGUGUGAGUUCUCGAAAAGGGUUCUUGCUGAUAUCGCGGAGGAGUUCGAACCUGCAGGCCCAGCAGGCACUCCGGAAAUGGCGGCGAAGCAAAUAGGAAGUUUGCUGGCUCUUUUGGAGGCCUACGUCUUGCUACACCUGUGUGGUUGGGUUGUCAAGGUCUGUGAAAAUAUUUUUUUGAUGAAGGUGAGAGUGACCUUGAGCGAGCUGGCUUGGGAAUCCUUCAAGCUUGCGGCAAAGAAGGGCACACCGUUUGAGACCAAGGGCUCCGUCACGACCGGCAACGGCCUUUGUUACAUAACGGAGUCAGAGCUCAAGCCAAGCACGCUUGUUGGCCGGAGCAACAUUGUCAAGAUUGUGAAAGGAAUGCUGACGGAUUUCGAGUCCAUUCACCACACCCUCUUGGUGGACGACAAAGUGAAGGUCAAGAUGCCAGAUGGGCUCGAUUUGACUUUGUCUUGGGAAGAAUUGUUGGCACGUGUGCCGACAUACUACAACGCGAAGUUUGCGAAGUACUGUGGCAUUCAUAGUCCGGGCAGUGUGAUCAAGCCGCUUGAACUGAGAGGGGCGCAGCGAGCUGUGUUGCGAUUGUGCCGCGGUGACGGCAAGUGGUUCUGCAACAAUCGCUUGCCGGGCCUACCGAGUUGCAUUAUCCUGCAUUUGGUGAGAGCCAAGCAGAAAGAGGUCUCAUUGCAUCCGGAGAGUCCACUCGGAGAGAUCGUUUUAGAGUGCUACAACUGUGGCCAGCGGAACGUCUUCUUGCUCGGCUUCAUCGCGGCCAAGAGCGACUCCGUCGUCGUCCUGCUUUGCCGCGUAUGCCUCUCAAACAACGCCCUCAAGGACUCCAACUGGGAUUUGGGUCAGUGGCAGCCCUUGAUCGAGGAGCGGUGCGAACGGCUCUUCCACGUGUGCGACGAUCGUAGCUUCCUGCCAUGGCUGGUGAAGGUGCCAGAUGCCAAGGAGCAGAUGCGCUCCUGGAAUAUCACUGCAGCCCAGGUGAAUAAGCUCGAAGAGAUGUGGAAGAGCAACCCUGAUGCCACCAUCGAAGAUUUGGAUGGCAAGUCGGGGCCAGGUAUGGAGGAUGACCCGCAGCCAGUGAUGCUGCGUUAUGAGGAUGCCUACCAAUACCAGCAUGUCUUUGCUCCCUUGGUGAAGAUGGAGGCAGACUACGACAAGAAAGUCAAGGAGUCGCAGUCGCAAGAGAAUGUCGUGGUGCGGUGGGACAUUGGUCUCAACAAGAAGCGGAUCGCCUAUUUUCACUUCACCAAAGAGGAUAGUGAGGCUCGGCUGGUGCCGGGGGAUGAGCUGCGCUUGCGCUUGAACUCCUCGGCCUACGCGAACUUGGCCAACGCCGAUGAGACGGGUUGGAAUGCUGUGGGACAUGUCUCCAAAAUCACCGCGAACGAAGAGGUCGCCUUGGAACUCCGUGGGCCUCAACAGGUGGGUCCAUGGGACAUCAACCACGGCUUCCAAGUGGAGUUCGUUUGGAAGUCGACCUCCUUCGAUCGGAUGCAAGCAGCUAUGCGGACCUUCGCGGUGGAUGAUACCUCUGUGUCCGGAUAUCUGUAUCACAAACUCCUGGGCCACGAUGUGGAGCCUCAGACGAUCCGUGCCAAUGUGCCGAAACACUUCACUGCGCCCAAUCUUCCACAGUUGAACCACUCCCAGGUCUUCGCUGUGCGGAAAGCACUGUCCAACCCCUUAUGCCUCAUCCAGGGGCCUCCAGGAACUGGAAAGACCGUGACCAGUGCCACGAUUGUUUUCCAUCUCACGCGGCAGAACCAGGGUCAGGUCUUGGUUUGUGCUCCCUCCAACAUCGCUGUGGACCAGUUGGCCGAGAAACUCCACAAGACGGGCUUAAAGGCCGAACCGCCGCACCCGACGGAGGCGAAGGAGCGGAAGAAGACAGUGGUGCGCCUCAGUGCCAAGAGCCGCGAAGCGGUUGCCAGCAGUGUGGACUUCUUGACCUUGCACCACCAAGUGCGGCAUUUGGACACGCCCGACCAUCAGGAGCUCCAGAAGUUGCUGGCUUUGAAGGAUGAAUUGGGUGAGCUCUCACAUGCCGAUGAAAAGAAGUUCAAACAGUUGCAGAACUCCACGGAGCGAGAGCUGCUGACGGCCGCGGAUGUGAUUUGCACGACUUGCGUCGGUGCGGGUGACCCUCGCUUGCAGAACUUCCGCUUCAAACAGGUCUUGGUCGAUGAAUCCACGCAGGCCACCGAGCCCGAGUGCCUGAUCCCCAUUAUGAUGGGCGCCAAGCAGAUGGUCUUGGUGGGUGACCACUGUCAGCUGGGCCCCGUGAUCAUGUGCAAGAAGGCUGCCAAGGCCGGCUUGCACCAGAGCCUGUUCGAGCGGCUGAUCUUCUUGGGCAUCCGACCCGUACGCUUGGAGGUUCAAUACCGCAUGCAUCCGUGCCUCUCGGAAUUCCCGUCCCAGUCGUUCUACGAUGGCUCUUUGCAAAACGGCGUCACACUCAACGAGCGCCUUUAUGCCGGCAUCGACUUCCCCUGGCCACGUCCGGACAUGCCGAUGUUCUUCCUGAACUCCACGGGCGCUGAAGAGAUCUCCGCGUCGGGGACCUCCUACCUGAACCGCACGGAGGCGACGAACAUCGAGAAGCUGGUGACCUACUUCUUGAAAUCUGGAGUGAAGCCCUACCAGGUGGGUAUCAUCACGCCCUAUGAGGGCCAGCGAGCGUACAUUUGCUCCGUCCUACAACGCCAGACCUGCUUCAGCCACAAGGCCUAUGAGGAGAUCGAGGUGGCGAGUGUGGACAGCUUUCAGGGACGAGAGAAGGACUUCAUCCUCCUUUCUUGCGUGCGGUCGAACCAGAACCAGGGCAUCGGCUUCUUGAACGAUCCGCGGCGGCUGAACGUGGCGCUGACGCGGGCGAAGUAUGGGCUCAUCAUCUGUGGCAAUGCGAAGGUCUUGGGAAAGCAGUUCCGCUCUCAACCGUCACUCUGGGUGAACCUGUUGAGCCAUUACAAGAAGUACGAGCUGGUGGUGGAGGGCGCGCUGUCGAAUCUGAGACAGUGCCACAUCACCUUCAGCAAGCCCAUGCGGCUCCCCUCGCGGUACUUCGCCAAGGGACCCAUCGGUGCCGAGGCUGGGCGCCCACGGGCGGGUGCAUGGCGGUGA
Molecule: messenger RNA, 6126 nt
Organism: Durusdinium trenchii
Lineage: Eukaryota; Dinophyceae; Suessiales; Symbiodiniaceae
Source: the annotation of a GenBank genome assembly